Molecule: messenger RNA, 3241 nt
Organism: Cryptomeria japonica (Japanese cedar)
Lineage: Eukaryota; Viridiplantae; Streptophyta; Pinopsida; Cupressales; Cupressaceae
Product: pentatricopeptide repeat-containing protein At3g12770-like
Exons: 1
Coding region: 282-3056 (924 amino acids)
Biological process (GO): RNA modification
Molecular function (GO): RNA binding; protein binding; zinc ion binding
Source: RefSeq, a predicted model, not a curated record
CGUUCUCGCACAUCUUUUUUUAAUGAGCAUCAUUUGCAAAACCAAAUCUUAUUCUGGGUAAACUAAAAAUCCAGAGGGUUUUUAUACGGGUUGGUCCCGAGGCACUUUCACCCCCAAAGACAUAGAGACAGUUUUUAGUUAAAAAUUACGUUAUAGAAGUACGCAAGUAUACUCAAUGCAGAUUCAUGUCAAGCAAAUUUAUCGACUUAAUCACUGAAACUCGGGAUCGAAAUGGCUUAUAACAAAUUCAGAAACUGCGAGCUUACUAGUUGGGUUGUAUUAUGGCUUCCAUCAGAUGGGUUUCACAUUUACACGAACGUAUUAAUUUUUAUAAUCGAAGAUGUUCAUUCGUUGCUGCUGCAAAUGUUAAAAUCCAAUGUUCACCAACUGCCAAGCUGUAUUCAUAUGGCAAAGAAAAUAUGGAUACCUGUAUCAGGGACUAUUUAUCUCUCAUGGAAGCUUCUACAACCUUAAUGCAACUGGAACACCUCCAUGCCAAUGUUUUGUUUAGUAGUUUUGACCAGAACAACUUUUUGCGAACAAAACUUGUCGUGAUGUACGUUAGCUUAAGUUGUUUGAAGUAUGCACGCCGACUGUUUGACGAAAUGUCUGAUCGCAAUGUACUGUUGUGGAAUUUCAUGAUUAGAGAAUAUGGAAAUGUUGGGCAGUAUGAAGAAAGCCUUAAGCUUUAUCAUCGCAUGCAAGAGGAAGGUGUAAAGGCAAAUAAGUUUACUUUUCCUUUUGUACUCAAAGCUUGCACAGGGUUGUCGGCUCUGCAAGAGGGUAAGGAAGUUCAUCAUCACAUUGUUAGAAGUGGAAAUGAGUUAGAUGUUUUUGUGGCUGCUUCACUUAUUGAUAUGUAUGGAAAAUGUGGGAGUCCCACGGAGGCAAGGCAUGUGUUUGACAAAAUGCCUGUUAGAGAUUUGGUUUCGUGGAAUUCAAUGAUUGCUGGGUAUGGGUAUAGUGGAUAUUCCAAUGACGCCUUGGUACUCUUUAAUCAAAUGCACAGCGCAGAUCUAAAACCCAGUUCAGUCACUAUGGUUAACAUGUUGUCUGGCUGUUCCGGAUUAGGAGCUCUGGAACAGGGGAAGGGGUUGCAUGCGUACGCUAUUAAAACUGGGUUAGAGUCGAAUGUUUUUGUGGCAACUGCUCUCAUUGACAUGUAUUCCAAAAAUGAGAGUAUUGAAAAUGCAGGGCGAGUUUUUGAUUGCAUGCAUGAAAGAAAUUUAGUUUCAUGGAACAUGAUGAUUACCGCUCAUGCCCAACACUGGCAUGUAAAUGAGAUGUUAAUAUUGUUUGGUAAAAUGCAAGCGGCAGAAGUGAAACCCAAUUCUGUGACUAUAGUUAGCGUGCUAUCAGCAUGUGCUCGUUUCGGAGCUUUGGACCAGGGCAAGUGCAUCUAUACCCAUGUCAUUAAAAGGGGAUUCAAAUCAAAUGUUUUUGUGUCAAAUGCCAUCAUAGAUAUGUAUGCCAAAUGCAGCAGUGCAGAAGAUGCUCGCCAAGUUUUCAAUGAAAUGGCAACAAGAGAUGUGAUCUCAUGGACUUCUAUGAUUGCAGCUUAUGUACAAAAUGGACAUAACAAUGAGGCCUUGUCAUACUUUUAUCAAAUGCAAUUGGAUGGUGUGAAACCAGAUUCGUUGGCCUUGGUGAGUGUGCUUUCAGGGUGUGCUAGUGCGGCAGCUCUGCAAGAAGGCCAGAAGAUGCAUAACUACAUAAUAAAAAAUGGAUUUGAAUUAGAUGUUCUAGUAGGAAACUCCCUUAUAGAUAUGUAUGCCAAAUGCGGUAGUAUAAGUUUGGCCCGCCAAUUGUUUGACAAGUUGUCUAAAAGAAAUGUAGUCUCAUGGAGCGCAAUGAUUGCUGGGUAUGCUCAAAAUGGACAUGCUAAGGCGGCAUUGGAACUAUUUAAUCAAAUGCAACUUGCAGAUGUGAAACCUAACUCUAUGACCAUGGUCAGUGUACUCUCAUCAUAUGCACAGUUGGGAGCUUUACAACAGGCAAAGAGGAUACAUGAUUAUGUCAUUAGCAGUGGAAUGGAAUCAGACGUUUUUGUUAGCACUGCCAUCAUAGACAUGUAUGCUAAAUGUGGAGGAAUUGAAAUUGGAAGGCAAUUAUUUGAUAAGAUGUCUAAAAGAAAUGUUGUCACAUGGAACACACUGAUUGCAGGGUAUGGGAUGCAUGGUCAUGGUAAGCAAGCUCUCACACUCUUUUGUCAAAUGCAACAGGCGUGCAUCAAGCCAAACCAUAUUACUCUGGUCAGUGUUUUGUCAGCAUGUAGUCAUGCAGGCUUGGUGGAGGAGGGUUGGCAAUACUUCAAUUCCAUGGAUCAAUAUGGGAUUGUACCUACUAUGAGGCAUUAUGCAUGCAUGGUUGACCUUCUUGGUCGUGCUGGGCAUUUGAAUGAGGCUGAAAAUUUUAUUCAAAAAAUGCCAUUAGAUCCUGAUGCAAGUGUGUGGGGAGCCUUGCUUGCUGGUUGCAGAAUCCACAACAACAUUGACCUCGGAGAACGUGUUGCAGAACGGCUUUUUAAAUUACAGCCUGAAAAUGCUGGAUAUUUUGUACUUCUUUCAAAUAUAUAUGCUGCAGCUGGCAGAUGGGAUGAUGUAGCAAAGAUUAGAACAAUGAUGAAAGAUAAGGGAACAAACAAGACAGCAGGAUGCAGCUUCAUUGAGUUGAGUGGCAAGAUUCAUGCAUUCAUUGUGGGAGACAAAUCACAUCCUCAAUCUGAUCAAAUAUAUGCAAUGUUGGAAACCUUAAUCAAGAAGCUGAAAGAUGCAGGUUAUGUGCCUUGUACAAACUUUGUGUUGCAUGAUGUUGAAGAAGAUGUAAAAGAGGUUAUGCUGUACAGCCAUAGUGAAAAACUGGCUAUUUCUUUUGGGCUUAUCAACACAAGCCCUGGAAGUCCAAUUUGGAUCACAAAGAACCUUCGUGUGUGUGGUGACUGUCAUAUUUUCAUUAAGUUAGUCUCCAAGAUUGUCAAACGGGAAAUCACUGUGAGGGACAAAAACCGUUUCCAUCAUUUCAAGGAUGGAUUAUGUUCUUGCAAGGAUUACUGGUGAGAACUAUUUACAAUAAGCAAUUCAGACAUUUGUAUUACUGCCACAACUUUAAGUAUGAUGUAAUUUUUUGAGCAAAGAAAAAUGUUUAUAUGUCAAUAUAAAAUGGUUCUGUGAAAAAAAAAAAUAAACAAAAUAAAAUGAUUCUGGUUUUAACCAUUAUGUAAAUAAUGUUAUGUAUGCAAAUC